Sinocyclocheilus anshuiensis is the source of this 1400-nucleotide messenger RNA. Its product is annotated as CD9 antigen-like. NCBI's taxonomy places the organism in Eukaryota, Metazoa, Chordata, Actinopteri, Cypriniformes, Cyprinidae. The record is from RefSeq and is a predicted model, not a curated record. Gene Ontology annotation, cellular component: plasma membrane. The coding region runs from base 83 to 703 and encodes 206 amino acids. The transcript is spliced from 8 exons.
UGCAGUGCAACAGCAUCUCUGCAUCUGACACCACAAGCCGGACUGCUUUUCAAAGAGGAGCCCGUCACAUUAUACUUUCACCAUGGGGAAAGUUGAAGGCGGGAUGAAAUGUGUGAAAUAUCUCCUCUUCCUGUUCAACUUUAUAUUCUGGUUGAUGGGCUCGCUGGUUCUGGCUGUGGGGCUCUGGCUGAGACUAGAUCCAAAAACCGUGUCUCUUUUAGAAGGAGGACCUGAGACCUUCUUUAUCGGGGUCUAUAUCCUCAUCGCGGCUGGGGGUCUGGUGAUGCUGGUGGGCUUCUUCGGCUGCUGUGGUGCCGUGAGGGAGUCUCAGUGCCUUCUGGGAUUGUUUUUCACCUGUCUUCUGGUCAUCUUUGGAGCAGAAGUCACUGCAGGAGUGUUUGGGUUCCUCAACAAAGACGAGAUCAUUAAGGAAAUACAAGAUUUCUAUGACAAAUCAGCAGAAAACCACAAAAAUGCAACCGUCCACUCUUACCAUGUCAAAUUGAACUGCUGUGACUCGACCAGUUUGUGUCAAAACGUUGGAUCAAACCAGACAUGUCAUGAGGCCAUUGCAGAGUUUUUCAACAGUAAGCUCUUCAUCGUGGGUUAUGUGGGGAUUGGAAUCGCAGGAGUCAUGAUUAUUGGCAUGAUCUUCAGUAUGGUCCUAUGCUGUGCAAUUCGGACCAGCAGGGAGGUGAUCUAACCUGGACAUGACCUUUCACCUUUGACACUUAACCUUUGCUGGACUUGCAUAUACAACAAUAGCAUUCCAACAAAGUUCAAGAUGUUCUUCUGCCACUCAGGAGCCGAAAACAAACUCCACUUUCAUAAUCCUGUACACCUCAACCAACCGAUGGUUAGUCCAGCCUAGUUGUUUAAAGUCUAUCAAAUAGCUGGAUUGUCUUUAUUUAAUGCCCGCUUUGGAGCUGGAUCUUCCAAAUGCGACUAAAUCAAGGUGCAAAUCGUUUUAAUAUCAUUUCAAUUUUGACUUCAGUUCUAGUGCACAUUGAUCAGCUCUUUCUGCGAGGGUUUGCAGAUGUAUGUAUUGAUGCUAUUCUAGGCUGUUGCUGCGUGGCUUCACAUGUCAGGUAAAAAUAUUGUGUAAUGUGAUGCCAGGGCUUCUGUGGCAAACACACAGCUGCUGGGAACAUUGAUAAGAAGACCCACAGAUGCCUUUCACUUUACAUUUGUACGUAAACAAAGUAGUCUUCUACAUCACGACACGUUCCAAACGCAAAUAAACAUUACGGAAGGAUCAGAACGACAUGCACAUGCGCACAAAACUCACAAAACUCUUCAGAAGAAUCCUUGCAUGCAUAUCGUCCAGUAAGCCCUCUUAAAGGGACAGCUCACCCAAAAAUUGUGUCAUUAUUUACUCACCCUCAUGUUCCAAACCUGUA